Messenger RNA from Parasteatoda tepidariorum (common house spider), 2890 nucleotides. RefSeq names its product cyclin-dependent kinase 10. Lineage: Eukaryota; Metazoa; Arthropoda; Arachnida; Araneae; Theridiidae. Gene Ontology annotation, cellular component: nucleus. The record is from RefSeq and is a predicted model, not a curated record. Gene Ontology annotation, molecular function: ATP binding; protein serine/threonine kinase activity. Gene Ontology annotation, biological process: protein phosphorylation.
UUAUUAAGAUGGAGAAUAAUAGGCAGUCGAUAGCGCUCUCCACUUCUGUGUGCUAUAAAUUUCAAAUCAGAAGUUGGUAAUGCAAGUUAUACAAAGUUAUUACUGUGUGAAGUUCUUUCCCCUUAUUAUUCUAAAGUUUCAAAUUUAAUUAUUUAUUCGUUUUCAAUAAUUUAUCUUCAAAAUGAUGAUUCCUGGAUUAGACGUGUGUCCGCCUUCUGAAUAUGAAGCUGAUGUAGCUUUAGAAUUGAAAUCCUUUACGGGCACAUUUUGUAUUCCUAAAUCAAAGAUAUAUGGUGGUUGCCGUCGGAUCGUUGAAUUUGAAAAGAAAUCUAUGCUUAAAGGAACAACAUCUUGGGUUUACAGAAAAUGUUUGGAUGUGAGAAAAAAUAUAGAAGUUUGUGUUAAAAAGUCAAAAAGCGCAGAUAAAAAUAAUAUUGAGAAAGAUUUAGCUAUCUUGCGACGAGAAAUUCAAAUUGUUCGACUCCUCAAAGAUCAAAAUGUGAUGGAAUUUUACGAACCUGCUGUUGGAGAAACAUUAGAGAAUGUUUAUCUUAUUUUUGAAUGCUGUGAUCUUUUCUUAUCUGAUUUGAUAGAACAGAAAGUUGAUGCCUUAUUUCAUAAAGCUGUGGUCAAAAAUAUAAUGAUGCAAACAUUUCGAGCUUUGGACUACAUUCACAAACAUCAUAUAGUACACAGGGAUCUGAACCCAAAAAAUCUGAUGUUUCGAAAAGAUGGGAUUUUAAAGCUUGCUAAUUUUGAAAAUGCACGGGAAUUGGAUAAUCCUGAUAUGAAAUUAGAGAGCACUUGCAAAAAUUAUCAUGCACCUGAGCUUAUUUUGAAAGCUGCAACACAUGGAACAGCUGUUGAUAUAUGGGCCGCUGGUUGCCUUAUUUGUGAACUGCUGCUUCGUGAAAGCAAUAUAUUUUGUGGGAACACUUAUGAGCUUAUAUACCAAAACAUUAUUAAUAUAUUGGGUGUUCCAAAUAAUAAUCUAUGGCCUGGCUACUCAGAUUUACCAGGACUUAAGCAAAUGGAAAUCACUAAUGCGCAUUCAUACAAUUGUCUCAAUAUAUUCUUCAAAAGAAGCUACCCACAGAGUACUGAAACUAUUGAAUUUCUGAAAAAAGUUUUUAUAUAUGAUCCAUCCAAAAGGAUAACUGCUGAAAAAUGCUUGCAGCACCCUUUCUUCCUAGAAAUUCCAUCUGGUUGUCCUCAGAAGGAGAUGUCUAAAGUGUUGAAUGAAAUUCUACAAAAAAGAAAAGCCAUUUCAAAAACUCAGUGAAAUUUUAGGAGGAAUACUUUUUUUUGUAUUUCAUUAUGAACUUUGUCAUUACAUUUGUCAGAUAAGCAUCAUUUAAUUUGUUCUAAAAUUUAAUUGGUAUACGAGGUAGGGUCAAAAUGUACCCGGAAUAGAUCAAUAACAAAUUAUUAAAAAAAUAGAACAAUAAUUUUACUUUAUUGGUUUUCUAAAUAUUUUCCUCCUGCAUCCACACAUUUCUGCCAGCGCUCGUAUAACUGUUCAAAACACUCCCGGAAUCCAUUUGUGAACCGGUCAUUCAAUUGCUUUUUUGCAUUUUUCAUUACCUCAUCUAAAUCUACUAAACCAUGUCCGUUCAAUUUGAUUUUCAGCUGUGGAAACAUAUAUAAAUCUGCUGGCGCUAAGUUGGGAGAAUAUAGAGUGCGUUCCAGAGUGGUAUCACUGUGUUUGUCGAAAUGCUUUUCACAAUCAGCGCAAUGUGGUGGAUCAUUAUCGUGUGAAAGAAACCAAUCAUUUGUUGCCCAUUUUUCAGGUCAUUUAAAGAUCUCCAGGUAAAGUUGUUUCUUGAAAGUUUGGCCUUCAGGAAUAAAGAAUGACGAGCUCAUGAUCGAAAAACAACUCUAACAUCACUUUCCCUUGGCUUUUUUCCAAGCGUGAUUUUUCUUUCCUUGGUAAUGUUUUUGCCUUUCAUUCACUUGGCUGAUGUUUUGUCUUUAAAUCAUAAAUAGAAUACCGUGUCUCAUCACCUGUCAUGAUUUUCUUUAAAAAACUGUCAUCUUCAUCAACCAUGUCAAUCAAAUCUCUGUGCAUGUUCACUCUUACUUCUCUCCAGCGAAUUAAAAAUUCUUUUUGUCAGAAGCAGAGGUGAUUGUGCUCCGGAAAAAAUCCGGAUUUCCAAAUUUUUCCCUAACUGCGCUCCGGAAGUUUCCGGAAGUCUUAGGUCCAGAAGUUUCAAGAAAUCGAUCAUGUGUAAAAAUUCUUGUAUAUUUUAUUUAAAAAUAUUAGAACUAGAAUUUAUACUUGGCAUCUUUUAUUUGUAAAUAUUUUUUCUGGUAGAAUAAUAAAUGUGAUUAGAGAUAGAAAUAAACUUAAACAUAAUUAUUCAUUUAAAUUAUGCUGCAUAUAAUUUAUUUAAAAUUCAAUGAUUUAAAUUUAUGAAGACAUUAUGCGUCUUUAAUGAUUUUACUCAAGAAAUUUUCUGGAUUUUCGAGUUUGACUCACAAUCACCCCUGCAGAAGCAAACUGCAGCUGAUGCCAACAGCAUCGGAGAGGAAUUCCAGUUGCCUGUGAAAUUUCGUUAUUAGUGCUGCCAACCUCCAAAAAAAAAAAUUUCCUUUCCAACAAGCACCUGCGUGAAUGUAGGCGUCAUUCCGGGAAUUAGAUUUGCCUCGUAAAUCUAUAAAUACUGCAUUGGACAUUCAUCUCUGUUUAUUCUUGUAUGUGUUCUUGAAAUGACUCUGUUGAGCUAUAUAUAAGAAUUAGCUUAAAUGAAAAUGGGUGAAUUAUCAGGUGGUACACCGUUACUGUAUAUAGAAGAAACACUGCUUUUUAUAUCUUUCUAAGUUUGUUAAAAUACAGUCAUUUGAUAUGUAUAUUGAAUUUCAUGUAUGAAUAAAUAUACAAUUGUAAGUA